AUGAUGCGGUCUAUUUUGAUAUUGAUCGUGCUCGUCAACGUUUCAUGGGUAUACGGUAAGUUUUUGUUUAUUAAGUAGGGUGGGGUAAUAACAAAACGUUGAAAACGCUUUAGGGAGAAUCAAAAUUACGUUUUUAAAAUGUUUUAAAGUUUUGCACCGUGCAAACGGUCUAAAAGCCGGUUUUGAGCAUUGCACAGUGCAAUGUUUUAAAAUUUUUAAUUUUUUUUAAAUUUAAAAAAUAAAAAAAAUUUUGUAGCUGGUGACGAUCCGUUUGCUGACAUUUUCGAUUUGAGCGUUGUUUCAAUGGAAAUACCAUUCACCAGUGAUCUGUUUAUCAUGAACAACACCCAAUUGAUCAAUGACAUCAACGAGAAAUUGGUAAGUUUUACGGCUUAGUAAACUUGACUUCGUAGGCUUAGUUUUUCGUAAACUUAGACUUAGUAGGCUUUGGCUUAUUUGGUGCAGGCUUUCUUUACAGAACAUAAAAUGGCAAGAACUUUCUUUACAAAACAUAAAAUGGCAAGACUAAAAGUGGCUUACUAAGCGUAGGCUUAUUAGGCUUGCGCAUAGUAAUAUUAACUUAGCAAGCUUAAGCUUAGUACGUUUAGAUUUAUUGAGUUUAGGCUUAGACUCAGCAUAAUUAAGCUUAAUCAAUAUCUUUAACUAGGCUUAAGUUUGAUAAGCUUAAGUUUAGCAAUUGGGCUUAGUAGAGUUUGUCGUAGUAGACUCGGGCUUAAGUUUAGUAGGCGUAGGCACAGUAGGCUUUAUAUUAGUAUGCUUAGGCUUAGCAACUUUAAGCUCAUUAGGUUUAAGCCCUGUAAGCUUAGGCUUAGACUCAGCAUGCUUAAAUUUGAUCAAUUGUUUAGUAGGUUUAAGACUAAUAAGCUUAAUUUUAGUAAUUAGGCUUAGUAGAGUUUGUCGUAGUAGAGCCGGGCUUAAGCUUAUAGUUAGUAAGCGUAGGCACAGUAGGCUUUAUAUUAGUAAACCUUAGGCUUACCACUAGUAUUCCUAAACUUACUCAAUAUUUUCAGAGGAAGGCCCGACCAAAGAACCACGAGAACUUUGUCAAGCACAUGAAGGACAAGUUGAACAAAAGACCAAGCAGACUCAUGGUGGACGACGAGGUGGUAAGGUUUUUAUCAAAUUUUUAAAUUUUUUAAAAAAUUUAAAAAAAAUUUUUUUUUAAUUUUAAAAAUUUUAAAAAAAUCAAAAUCUGUUUUUCGAUUUUUUACUGUAAGGUAGGGUAGAGUAAAAGCAUACUUUUAAAAUUUGGUUGUUUUUUGGUUAAGUGGACCAGCUCUGGACUGGUUCACAAAAAAAUUUAAUUUUUUUAAAAAAAUUGGUUUUUGAAAAAAAAAUGAGUUUUGCUAUAAAUUUUUUUAAUUUUCAGGGCCUUCAAAGAGCUACUCCAGAGCUGGUCGCCAAUUUCCGAAACAGCCGCACUCCCUACCUGCUUCUCACCGUCAGCACCGAGGAACUUCAUUAAAUCAUAUCUGUUUUGAAAAAUAAAAUUUUUGUAUUUUUUGAAUUUUUCUUGUUUUUUAUAGUUGGAAAAUAAGAUUUUGUUACCUGAAAUUUGAAAAAAAUAAAUUUUUUGUUACUUAAACUUUAAAAAAUAGAAAUUUUGUUACUUAAAAUUAAAAAAACCUUUUUUGUUACCUAAAAUUUGAAAAAAAUACCUAAAUUUCAAUUAUUUAAAAAGAAGUCUAGAAGCCAAAAGCCAACCGCGAAGGCGAGCGCUACAGAUUUCCGGUCAGUUUGCCAUUGAUCGGAUUCAAAACGUCAUUAAGGAAGAAGGGACUCCAAGAACUAUUCGAACGAUCAGCUAAACGGAAACAAGUAAGCUUCCUAACAGCUUAGUCUAAGGAUAGAGAUAAAACUAAAGCUAGAGGUAGAGCUGGAGCUAGAGCUAGAGCUAAAGCUGGAGCUGGAGCUGGAGCUGGAGCUGGAGCUGGAGCUGGAGCUGAAGCUGGAGCUAGAGCUAGAGCUAGAGCUAGAGCUAGAGCUAGAGCUAGAGCUAGAGCUAGAGCUAGAGCUAGAGCUGGAGCUGGAGCUAGAGCAAAAGCUGGAGCUAGAGCUAGAGCUAGAGCUAGAGAUAGAGCUAGAACUAGAACUAGAACUAAAACUAAAACUAAAGCUAGACCUACAUAAAGCUAGAUUUAGAGCUAGAAGUAGUAGGAAUAAGAAACGGGCUGGGACUAAAUUUGAAGAUCGGUCCGGACUCUAA
Messenger RNA from Bursaphelenchus okinawaensis, 2227 nucleotides. The record is from the annotation of a GenBank genome assembly. NCBI's taxonomy places the organism in Eukaryota, Metazoa, Nematoda, Chromadorea, Rhabditida, Aphelenchoididae.